This is a messenger RNA of Lactuca virosa, 1785 nucleotides long. NCBI's taxonomy places the organism in Eukaryota, Viridiplantae, Streptophyta, Magnoliopsida, Asterales, Asteraceae. The record is from the annotation of a GenBank genome assembly.
AUGGAUGGUCUAUCUCUACCUAAGGAUGCUCUUUUUCUUGGAUUUGAUAGCUCCACACAGUCUUUAAAGGCAACUGUGCUGGAUUCUAGUCUCAACAUUGUGAGUUCAGAGAUUGUGCAUUUUGAUUCUGAGCUACCACAUUACAAAACCAAAGAUGGUGUAUACAGAGACCCAUCAAUUAAUGGUAGAAUUGUUUCUCCUACCUUAAUGUGGGUUGACGCAUUAGACCUAAUUCUUAAAAGACUCAAAGAUUCAAAGAAAUUUGAUUUCAAGAAGCUUGCUGCUGUUUCGGGCAGCGGGCAGCAACAUGGUAGUGUGUAUUGGAAGAAGGGCAGUUCCAAAAGUUUAUCAUCUCUGGAUCCUAAGAAGCCUUUGGUUGAUCAAUUUGGGGAAGCAUUUUCUACAAAAGAAUCCCCAAUUUGGAUGGAUAGCAGCACAACCCAACAAUCCCAUGAAAGGUACACGGGCCCACAAAUUAAAAGGAUAUUUGAGAUGCAACCUCAAGUUUAUAACAACACUGAAAGGGUCUCACUCGUGAGCUCAUUCAUGGCAUCACUUCUGAUUGGAGGGUAUGCUUGCAUUGAUCAUACUGAUGGUGCUGGGAUGAACUUGAUGGACAUUAAAGACAGAACUUGGUCAAAAAAGGCUUUGGAGGCCACGGCUCCUGGUUUAGAGGAAAAACUUGGGAAGUUGGCUCCUGCUCAUGCUGUUGCUGGUUUAAUUGCCCCGUACUUUGUUGAUAGGUUCCAAUUCAACAAGGAGUGUUUAGUUGUUCAAUGGUCUGGAGAUAAUCCAAAUAGCUUGGCAGGAUUGACCCUCAACACACCAGGGGAUUUGGCUAUCAGCCUUGGCACCAGUGAUACUGUAUUUGGAAUAACCAUGGAUCAUAACCCAAGCCUAGAAGGGCAUGUUUUUCCAAACCCUGUUGAUACAAAAGGUUAUAUGGUGAUGUUAUGCUACAAAAACGGGUCUCUAACUCGUGAAGAUAUUCGUGAUCGGUGUGCGGAUAAAUCUUGGGAUGUUUUUAAUCAGUCCCUGAAGCAAGCACCCCCCUUAAACGGUGGAAAGAUUGGUUUUUACUACAAGGAUCAUGAGAUACUUCCUCCCCUCCCAAUCGGUUAUCAUCGAUAUAUCCUUGAGAAUUUCAAAGGCGACAGCUUGGAUGGCGUAAGUGAACGUGAAGUGAAGGAGUUUGAUCCUCCUUCUGAGAUCCGAGCAUUAAUCGAAGGACAAUUUGUGUCAAUGAGAGGGCAUGCAGAACGAUUCGGGAUGCCAUCCCCUCCAAAACGCAUAAUCGCAACAGGCGGGGCCUCUGCAAAUCAUACCAUUUUGACCUCCAUAGCUUCCAUUUUUGGCUCCAAUGUCUACACAGUACAAAGACCAGAUUCAGCAUCAUUAGGGGCUGCAUUAAGGGCGGCUCAUGGUUGGGUAUGCGAGAACAAGGGAAGUUUUGUGCCGAUUUCUUACUUGUAUAAAGACAAGUUAGAGAAAACGGCCUUUGGAUGUAAAGCUGUUGCAACAAUAACAGCUCAAGACAAUGAACUUGUGGCAAAAUAUGCACUUUUCAUGAAGAAACGAAUGGAGAUUGAGAAUCGGCUUGUUCAGAGAUUGGGACGUUAAUAAGAAACGGCUUGUAUAGUGAUUAUUGUUAAGGGGAUGUGUUCGUAUAGUGUCUUGAAAUCGUUUUUAAACAACUCGACUCUGACUUUAAUAUGAGAAUGUGGUUUAAAAGUGGGGAUAUAUUCACAAAAAUGGCCAUUAGAAAUGAGAUUAUAUAUGAUUAUG